This is a messenger RNA of Funneliformis caledonium, 185 nucleotides long. NCBI's taxonomy places the organism in Eukaryota, Fungi, Glomeromycota, Glomeromycetes, Glomerales, Glomeraceae. The record is from the annotation of a GenBank genome assembly.
CAUUUGUGGGUGCUACAUAUAUAGCAGAUAGUACAGCUACUAGUUCUGCUAAAGAAGAUGAAGGUUGGGAAAGGAUAAGAGAAGUAUUAAAGGAAAGUAGAGGUACUGAAGAAUCAGAUUGCAAUCAGGCUACGCCUAUACGGAUUGAAGAAGUACCUAAAUUGAUAAAGGAACCAUCAGUAUAA